CGCAGCCCUGGGAACCACUUCGUUACUAAUAACAAAUGUUUGUAAAGAUGGCGGAUCAUGGCUUCAGCACAAGACAUCGCUCGCCGCAUUAGAUCAAACAGCUCACACUCGAAGGAGUCCGUUAGAGGCCCGAUAAAGGCAACAAGCCCAGUUUAUCACUCCGACAGACGUGUCAGCGAAGUUGUUUUAGGAGAAAGACCGCAAUCAAGAAGAAGCCACAGAAAAUCAUCAUAUGGAGGUUUGGAUGAUGUUAGGUGUGAAGGCAAUUCUGAAUUCCAAUAUCAACGGCCAGGUUCAAGCAGGUCGUUGGAUGGAGCAGAUGUUUCAGCACGCAGAGCCCGCAUGAUGCAAAGGCAAAAUGCAACUACAGUUGAUCCUGAGGAAAGGCAACAAUACACCCCCAGGCCCCCCUCCUCUCGACCACAAUCAGCCAAAGGUCGUCCAAGGUCAAGAUCUGGCCGUCCAAUGCCAUCACAGUCUAGAGGGUCUGACAUAAUUCCUGAUCAUGAAAUGCAACCAAAACAGCUCCAACAACAGUGUGUAUCUUUCUCAAGAUAUACUCCACUUCCAUCUAUUGGAACAAGACCACAAACUCCAUCAGGAAUGGAAUGCCAAACUCAUAACACCAAAAAUAGUGAUGAUGUCAAUAUUAAUCUAGCUGAGAAAUAUACCAACAUGCACAUAAAGAGAACAAUACCACCAGAACCUGGAGACAGUGAGCCGGACAGGAUUCAACUUGCACUGAGACUUCUAGAUGGAUCACGACAUGAGCGUUGGUUUCAUCCCACAGACACUAUUCAGGAGGUUCUGUGCUUUGCAGGCUUUCUUUCUAAAGAAAUGAAGUUACUAGAAGAUUAUGUAUUAUGUACAAAUGAUGUUCCUAGAAAGGUUUUUGAGGACCCCUCGUUGACACUGUGUGCAGCUGGGCUUGAAUCACGAACUGUCCUUCAUGUCCAAGAAAAAUGAUCAUUCUUGUCCUAUUUAUAUAAAAAAAUAUUGUAUUCUUUCUCAUGAUGUUUACUCAAGCUUCCCUAUAUUAUCAAAUCACCAACUCCCCCCCCCCCCCCUUUGAACACAUACUCCCCUUCUCCCCCAGGACUCAUUUGCAAUGUUGAGUGACAGAUUUUUAUUUCUUGCAGCAUGUCAAUUUAGACAGAAUAAUAAGGAAAUAAAUCCUAUGUAAACUCCAAAA
This is a messenger RNA of Nematostella vectensis (starlet sea anemone), 1192 nucleotides long. RefSeq lists its product as uncharacterized. The record is from RefSeq and is a predicted model, not a curated record. Gene Ontology annotation, molecular function: ubiquitin binding. The transcript has 2 exons. Gene Ontology annotation, cellular component: endoplasmic reticulum. Lineage: Eukaryota; Metazoa; Cnidaria; Anthozoa; Actiniaria; Edwardsiidae. Bases 58 to 966 code for a protein of 302 amino acids.